AUGAAGAAACUUCAUCCGUUAUCUGAGAGGGUUGAUAGGAAAGAUUUCUUAAAUGAGGCAAGGGCAUUGACAGAAAUUAAGCAUCGAAACAUAGUGAAGCUUUUUGGGUAUUGUUCACAUGCUCGGCGUUCUUUUCUAGUUUAUGAGUACCUCGAAAGAGGUAGCUUGGCUACAAUUUUUAACAAAGAUGAAGAAGCUAAAGAAAUGGAUUGGCCUAAGAGGGUGAAUAUUAUUAAGGGUGUAGCAAGCCCUUUGUCAUACAUGCACCAUGAUUGCACACCGCCCAUUGUUCACCGACACAUUUCUAGCAACAAUGUUCUGAUUGACGAGGAGUAUAAGGCUCGUUGUAUGGAAGUUGUGAGCAUUAUGUUCUAUUGGGGUGGAAAGAUUUUGCGCAAUCGCGAUGAAGGUGUGUCGUACGACACCGAACCUCAGGGGUUGUAUAAUGUGCACAGGGGGAUAACAUUGGGCGAGUUGGAGGCUAUGAUGGUGCCAAAGGUUGGUACGCAUGGGGAAAUAAUGCGAUUAGAGUUUAAAUGUAGACUCCCAUGUCGGGGGAAGUAUAGGUUGCUGCCAAUCAAAGAUAAUGAGACCUUAAGUAAUGUCUUAGAGCUCCUACAUAAAUUAGGCCUUGAUUAUUUUUUGGAAAUCUAUGUGGAGAAGGAGAGCAAUUUUGGUGGCAUAGAGAUGCCAAUUCCGAUGGGUGGGACAUUCACUUAA
Molecule: messenger RNA, 720 nt
Organism: Camellia sinensis
Lineage: Eukaryota; Viridiplantae; Streptophyta; Magnoliopsida; Ericales; Theaceae
Source: RefSeq, a predicted model, not a curated record